AUGGCUUCAUUAAAAUACACAAUUAAUUAGACCACUACUUAAGAUAGAGAAACUCUUGCAAAUGGAAUUGCUCAUAUUUAAUUUCCUACUAAUGAGCAUGUUUGGAUAGUCCAGAAUCCAUAAAAAUAUGAAACAAUUGUAAUAAAAUUUGAUAUCCCUUGUAAGAUCAAGGAUUUCAUCAUAAGUAUAAAAUUGUCAUUGAGUUUAGACACAAAAUCAUGUUCUUAGGUAAAAAUCUCUUUAUACAAUAUUACAGAUGAUAGUGUAAAAAUUUAAUUGAAACAAUUGGAAACAGUCAAUUUUAUAACAUAGAACUAAUAGAAAAAAAUACAAAACCCUGACUUUGAAGAUAAUACUUAUUAAUUCGCAGAAAUAACGUUUUAUAGUUAGAAUAAUGAAUUAUCAAUAAAGUCUUUACAAGUUCUUGGAUAAUCAGGGUAGAAUCAAACUCUAUCAUAAUAUGCAUUAUAAUCAGAGACCAAUCACAUGAAAUAAUAAUUCAGGCCAUCAUAAUUUCCAUUGAUUAAAUCAUCAGAGAAAGAAUCCUUAAUAAUAGUAUCUGAUUUAAAAAUAAAUCCUACAAAUUAGAUUAGUUAAAGAAGCGCAUAAAUGGUGCAAAAAUCUUAAUAGUUUUCUUUAUUCAAUAAAACUUAGUAAUAAAAAAAACAAUAAAACCAUGAUAAAUAAAGUGAAGAUUUCCAAUUAUAAAGAGCAUUUGAGGAGAGUAUCAAGACCCAUAAAAAAGAAUUGUAAAAAUAAGAAUAAUAAGAACUUGAGAUUGAGAAAUAAAUUGACGACAUGUAUUGUGAGGAAGAGAAAGAUAAUAAUAAUAAAAGACAUAAUUUAUAAAGUUCAUAUGACUCUAUAAAUAAACAAUUAGAUGAAGCUUUGCUUAAAUAAUAGAGAUUUUCAUAACCUAAAUCGAUAGUUAAGUAAUAAUUAUUUUCAUCAAUCAACGAAGAGAAUAAUGAUGUGAUUAAAGUAUAAAUUAUGAAUGAGAAUUAAAUGAGUGAACAAGAGUACGAGGAAAUGAUAUAAUAUCAUUCAAACAUGGUUAACAAAGAUUUUGUGCAAUAUCAUAAAGCCUUAGAAGAAUCCUUUUUUAAGGGCACAAGUCUUUUCGAAUACAUGAAUUAAUAAUUUAAACCUUUAUAAUAUUAGCAUGUCUAUAUUGUUAAAGAUGCAUUGACAGAUUUUGAAUAUAAAAGGUUAGAAUUAAAAGUGAUUAAUUUUGGAGGGACAGUUGUUAAAUAGGUAACUAAUAAGACAACCAUCAUAAUUUCUGAUAAGCCUAUUCAAGUAGAUAACAAAAAGUUUAACAUAUGUGUUUUGAGUACGAAGCUCUUGGAAUCUUGUAGUAUCGAUAAAUGGCCUCAAUUUGAGAAGUAUGAAGUGAAAUGA
Messenger RNA from Paramecium tetraurelia, 1401 nucleotides. RefSeq lists its product as uncharacterized. The transcript is spliced from 2 exons. The record is from RefSeq and is a predicted model, not a curated record. NCBI's taxonomy places the organism in Eukaryota, Ciliophora, Oligohymenophorea, Peniculida, Parameciidae.